CGCUCCGUUGCUCUUCAAUCAGUCACAAUAAUCCUAGGGUUUGUGUUAUGCUUCGAAUUGGAGUCAGAUUUUGUCUUAUUUUUUAAAACUAGGAUCCGGAGGUCCCGACUUGUUCGGGUUCGGUACUUUUAGGAUUAGGGUUAGGUUUUCUGAUGGGUACGGAAAGGAGGAGAAAGGUGAGCUUGUUCGACGUGGUGGACGACACCUCGUUGCCGGCGAAGAUCAGGAAAUCGAACGGCGGAGGAGUAGCUACGGCGGCGAUGAGCAACAAUGGUAUCAGUAGUGGGAUCAAUAGGUGGACAGGGAGGGCAUACUCGCCAAGGUACCAUGAGAUACUGGAGAAGAGGAGGAGCUUACCCGUGUGGCACCAGAAGGAGGAGUUCUUGCAGGUCCUCAAGGCGAAUCAGACUAUUAUCCUCGUCGGUGAGACUGGCAGUGGCAAAACCACGCAGAUUCCCCAAUUCGUUUUGGAAGCUGUUGAUAUAGAAACUCCAGAUAAACGCAGAAAGAUGAUGAUUGCAUGCACCCAACCUCGUAGGGUUGCUGCAAUGUCUGUUUCACGCCGUGUGGCCGAAGAGAUGGAUGUAACUAUUGGAGAAGAGGUUGGUUAUAGCAUCCGUUUUGAAGACUGCAGUAGUGCAAGAACAGUUUUGAAGUAUCUAACAGAUGGUAUGCUCUUAAGAGAAGCGAUGACAGAUCCACUUCUAGAACGCUACAAAGUUAUAAUACUUGAUGAGGCUCAUGAAAGAACAUUGGCAACGGAUGUUCUAUUUGGGCUUCUGAAGGAAGUAUUGAAAAAUAGACCUGACCUUAAGGUAGUUGUGAUGAGUGCAACUCUUGAAGCUGAAAAGUUUCAGGGUUAUUUUAAUGGUGCACCGCUUAUGAAAGUUCCUGGUAGGCUUCAUCCGGUGGAGAUAUUCUACACCCAGGAACCUGAAAGGGACUAUCUGGAGGCGGCAAUUCGAACAGUAGUGCAGAUCCACAUGUGUGAACCUCCUGGAGAUAUACUUGUGUUCCUCACCGGCGAGGAGGAGAUAGAAGAUGCAUGCCGAAAAAUAGCAAAAGAGGUUGCAAAUCUGGGUGACCAGGUGGGACCUGUGAAAGCAGUGCCUUUGUAUUCUACCCUCCCCCCAGCAAUGCAGCAGAAGAUAUUUGAACCAGCUCCACCUUCAGCAAAGGAGGGUGGUCCUCCAGGAAGGAAGAUUGUGGUGUCAACAAACAUUGCAGAAACUUCUCUGACCAUCGAUGGUAUAGUAUAUGUUAUUGACCCUGGGUUUGCAAAACAAAAAGUUUAUAACCCAAGAGUGCGUGUUGAAUCCUUGUUGGUAUCUCCGAUAUCUAAGGCUAGUGCACACCAGAGAUCAGGGCGUGCUGGAAGAACUCAGCCUGGGAAAUGCUUUAGACUCUAUACGGAGAGAAGCUUCAAUAAUGAUCUUCAGCCACAGACCUAUCCAGAAAUAUUGAGAUCAAACCUUGCAAAUACUGUUCUUACCUUGAAAAAACUGGGGAUAGAUGAUCUUGUGCAUUUUGAUUUUAUGGACCCACGCCCCGAGACAUUGAUGCGCGCCCUAGAGGUUUUGAAUUACUUGGGUGCAUUAGAUGAUGAUGGAAAUUUAACAAAACUUGGGGAAAUUAUGAGCGAGUUUCCAUUAGAUCCUCAGAUGUCAAAGAUGCUCGUUGUUAGCACUGAAUUCAAUUGUUCAAAUGAAAUUCUUUCAAUCUCUGCCAUGCUUUCAGUACCCAAUUGCUUUGUCCGGCCUAGGGAGGCUCAAAAAGCUGCUGAUGAAGCGAAAGCUAGGUUUGGGCACAUCGAUGGAGAUCACCUCACACUCUUGAAUGUAUAUCAUGCUUACAAGCAAAACAGCGAGGAUCCCUCUUGGUGUUAUGAUAACUUUGUCAAUAAUAGGGCAUUGAAGUCUGCUGAUAACGUUAGACAACAGCUAGUGCGGAUCAUGGCCAGGUUUAACCUCAAGUUGUGUAGCACUGAUUUCAACAGCCGUGACUACUACAUCAACAUAAGGAAGGCUAUGCUAGCAGGGUACUUCAUGCAGGUAGCUCACAUGGAACGUACUGGACACUACUUGACAGUGAAAGACAACCAAGUGGUGCACUUGCAUCCAUCGAAUUGCUUGGAUCACAAGCCAGAGUGGGUAAUUUAUAAUGAGUAUGUUCUAACCAGCAGGAAUUUCAUUCGCACGGUGACAGACAUUCGUGGUGAAUGGCUGAUUGAUAUAGCACCACACUAUUAUGAUCUGACGAACUUCCCUCAGUGCGAGGCCAAACGUGUUCUUGAAAAGCUUUACAAGAAGCGGGAGAAGGACAGGGAGGAGAGCAAGAACAGAAAAUGAAGUUCUUGCCGUCCAUAUCUUUUGACUACUUGCAUGUGUCUUCUCCAUAGACAUAGAGAAGGCCAUACGUAUUAGCUGGAUUCUUUCAUUGUAUUAUCUGGCUCAUCUACUCUCAAAAGAGCCAGUGUCUCGGUGAAAGCUCUGGAAAUUUGGCAAAAUUUCUGUAUCAUUACCUAGUGUUAGUUUUAGUGAGUUAUAAUUUUGUAUUGUAUCGUCUAUCUCAAAUUGUUUGUGGAUUUGGUGGUUUCAUUGCCAUUUAAACUUAUCAAGAAAGCGAUUAAAAUUUUGAGAAAAAAUGGGGAAUGAAUAUGAUAUGAUCA
This is a messenger RNA of Juglans microcarpa x Juglans regia, 2668 nucleotides long. Its product is annotated as probable pre-mRNA-splicing factor ATP-dependent RNA helicase DEAH2. The record is from RefSeq and is a predicted model, not a curated record. Lineage: Eukaryota; Viridiplantae; Streptophyta; Magnoliopsida; Fagales; Juglandaceae. Gene Ontology annotation, molecular function: RNA binding; RNA helicase activity; ATP binding. Gene Ontology annotation, cellular component: intracellular anatomical structure.